Oncorhynchus tshawytscha (Chinook salmon) is the source of this 1193-nucleotide messenger RNA. Its product is annotated as nodal homolog 2-A-like. Gene Ontology annotation, molecular function: cytokine activity; type I activin receptor binding; growth factor activity. Gene Ontology annotation, cellular component: extracellular region. The record is from RefSeq and is a predicted model, not a curated record. Gene Ontology annotation, biological process: SMAD protein signal transduction; BMP signaling pathway. NCBI's taxonomy places the organism in Eukaryota, Metazoa, Chordata, Actinopteri, Salmoniformes, Salmonidae.
AUGGAAGGACUCACCCUGGCUAUAUUUUCUGUGCUUCUGGUGGAUUUCUGCUCUGUGGUUGGAGCGGAGAAUAUCCCUGGGAACCGUGAGGCUUUCUUCCACAGAAGUAGUGGAGGUCACGGGGACCAUGUUCAUCACUCCAUCAGGUUCCCACUCUACAUGAUGCAGCUCUACCGGAUUCUGCUGGAGGGAGACACAUUCAGGGCGCCGCCAUCUGUCAGCGCCGCCCCGACCAAGAGUGAGGACAUCUCCCGUCUUCACGAUUCUGACUCUGUACUCAGUCUGGUAGCCAAAAGUUGUCACCAGAGCGGUGGGAGGUGGUCUGUCACCUUUGAUGCAUCCUCCAUUUCUGCAAGUGACAACAUCAAGCGCUCCGAGCUGCGGAUCCGCCUGCCUACCUUCUCUGCCUCUGAGCAUGUCACUGUGGACUUGUACCACUCCCAGAGUGGCCGCUGCUCCAGCCCGCCAUUCCCAGAGAGCCUCUUCCUGGGAUGCCUGAGGGCGAGAGAGAAAGGUCUGGAGAGUGUCCUGCACCCCACAGCCAACCGGGUCAUGAUGGUGGUCUUCUCCAAGUACCAGACAAAGAAGAGGGCCCCCACCCUCAUCCGCACCGCUGAACAUUCCAAGUACGUCACUCUGGACCGGGAGCGAGCUGGAGCUGGCCCUGCUGUCAGCGUAAAGGGAGGAAAGGGAGCCCGGCGCAGGAAGAGACUCGGGCUUCACCAGAGAGCAGGAGUGGCUGGGGUGCCCUGGCGUGGCCCAAACGGAGGAGAGGGAGGGCCCCUGUGCAAGAAGGUAGACAUGUGGGUGGACUUUGACCAGAUAGGCUGGAGUGAGUGGAUUCUUUACCCCAAGCGCUAUAACGCCUACCGCUGUGAGGGCAGCUGCACUACCCCAGUGGACGAGAACGUCACCCCCACCAACCAUGCUUACAUGCAGAGUCUACUGAAGCUUCACCGCUCAGACCGGGUCCCGUGCCCGUCCUGUGUGCCCACCCGCCUGGCCCCUCUGUCCAUGUUGUAUUACGAAAACAGCGAGGUGCUGAUGCAGCACUUUCAGGGCAUGGUGGUGGACGAGUGCGGCUGCCACUGAUCAGCGUGUCUGCCAACAUGAGCACCCCAUAGGCACUUUCCUUCCCAGAGAACAUCACUCUGUACCAGUUUCUGCUUGACCUUACAGGCCUCACAAAGACA